Molecule: messenger RNA, 2292 nt
Organism: Blepharisma stoltei
Lineage: Eukaryota; Ciliophora; Heterotrichea; Heterotrichida; Blepharismidae
Source: the annotation of a GenBank genome assembly
AUGGAUAAGAGUCCUCAAUUCCCUAAAACCCACCACAGCAAUUUCCCUUACUCCCUCGCACAAACAGACUUUGCAGAAGUUUUUGAGUCCAAAUACAAGCAGGUAUGGCAAAGAGUCCGAUUCAAACUUAAAGCUAAAAAUUUUAUCAAAAAUUUAUACUCAGAUAUAGUAUUAUAUGGGACUUCAGACGAAAUAACAGAUGCCCAUAUCGAUUCAAUUGAAUAUGUAGAUAUACAAACCAAUAGGCUUAAAUCUCGAUCUGAAUUUAAAAAAGAAAAAAAAGAGCCACCAAGAGAAGGAGCUGAGCUUUCUUGGUAUCAAAUUGGCCCUGCUUCUAGGUUUAAAAAAUGUUGAACAGUUCUUAUCUCGAUUUUAUUAAUUUACACCAUCUCAAUCAUGCCGUGAAGACUUGCAUUCACAGACCCCGUUUUCUUUGAUGGAUGAACAAUUUUUGAGAUGAUUUUGGAUUUUAUAUUUAUUACAGAUGUUUUUGUGUGCAUGCUUAGCGUCGAAUAUGACAAUUAUGGAAAUUUCAAUCCAAAAUUCUCAGCUAAUUUUUGGAAAUAUAUAUUUACUUGGUUUAUUUUAGAUGUUGUAGCAAGCUUACCUAUGACUUUGGUUGAGUGACAAACCGCUCCAAAGCACACUUCACAGAAAAAAUCUUACAAUUCAAUUCUAAAAUUAGCCAAAUUUCCGAAAUUAUUGAAACUUGUAAAAAUAAUGAGAGUUGUUAAAAUGUAUAGACAUUAUGAGAAUAGCGCACUUUUUGAAAAAAUUCAGGACAUUUUGCAGAUUAAUACAAGAUAUGCUUUUGGAAAAACUAAUCCUUUAUGAUUGGCUAAUAUAUACCCUUAUUUAAAUUAAAUUAAAAAAUAUAGCUAAACAUAAUAAAAUUUUAAUUUUUAAAUAUUAGGAUACAUAAAAACAUUUAAAUUUUUUGCGUCCUUGAUAAUAUCAAUACAUAUUAUGGGCUGCGUCUGAUUUUACAUUGCAAAAGUCAAUGAUUUUGACUGCACCACUUGGGUGUUCAGACAUCAAUAUUUAGACGAAGGCUGGUCAACUCAGUAUAUAGCUUCUACUUAUUGGACAUUUUAUACACUAGUGACUGUAGGAUAUGGAGACAUUUUGCCUGGAAAUAAUAUAGAAAUAACCGUCGCAAUUAUAUGGAUUAUGAUUGGAGUCUGUAUAUAUUCUUUUGGGCUAGGAGCUCUGUCUACUUUUAUAUCAGGAUUAACUACAAAAGAAGCGAUUUUUUCUUCAAAAUUAGCUGCAAUGCACGAAUUUUCGAAAGAAAGCGGGAUUUCGGAAGACUGUAAAAGAAGAAUAAGGGCAGCAAUAAAAUAUAAUGUGUUUUCUGGAAAUGUGUGGAAAAAUAACAAAGCACUUUUUCAUGAUAUCCCGAGGUCGCUGAAAUAUGAAGUGGCGAUUUCUAUGUAUAAUGGAAUUAUUGGUAUAGCUUUCACUAUAAAAAUUCAGGGCUUAUCAUAAAUUUUUUAUAUAUAGCCUAUAUUUUUAUAUAAAAUUGGUAAAUUUUAGAGAACCAAUGGAAUUGUAAAUAAAAUCGAAUUUCUCAAGGAAAAAGACCAAUCAUUUAUAGUCAGCAUUAUGCCACUAAUGAAGCCUAUGCAAGCUUUCGAUGGACAAUUUCUCUACCAAGAAGCCACAUAUGCUGAUGAAAUGUAUUUUAUUAUAUCUGGGAGAAUAAAUUUGGUGCUUCCCAAGAAUGAAAUUGUGUAUAAAUCAUUUUUAAAAGGAUCUUAUAUUGGUGAAAUUGAAAUAAUUAUCCCAAUGUCAAGGAUUUGUGACACUAUGGCCUUUGGGUUAUGCGAUUUAUUAACGGUCAGUCAAAAAGAUCUUCUAUCAUUAUUAGAAGAAUUCCCUGACAUCCAUUACGAAAUGACCACAAUUGCAACUGAAAGAAUAAAAAGAAUUAAAGAAUGCCGAAAAGAGCUAGAAACCCUCAUCGAAAUAAACUCAAAAAUGGGAACUUUAAGCCAUUUAUCAGGAAAAAACACUUUUUUCAUUCACCAAGAAGCCAAAAUUAUAGACGAAGCCACCCGAAUAAGGAAUAUCCACACAAGUGUAAAAAGUCAAAUAGAAAUGGCUCCAGAGCUUUCCCAAAAUAUCGAUCAAAUGGAAUCUAUAUGCAAAAAAGUAUUUGAUACCAUCAUAUCAGUUUCUGAACAAGCUCAAGAAGAAAUGGCUCAAGGCGUUGGCUUUACUCCUAAGCCGAGAAUACCUCACCGUAUAAGGCUUCCGAAAAUUGAUUUUAAAUUUAAAGAUAAAGAAUAA